Lachancea meyersii CBS 8951 is the source of this 1908-nucleotide messenger RNA. The record is from the annotation of a GenBank genome assembly. NCBI's taxonomy places the organism in Eukaryota, Fungi, Ascomycota, Saccharomycetes, Saccharomycetales, Saccharomycetaceae.
AUGAGCCACACAAAGAUUCCCGGGAUCGCGUCGCAUAAAAGACCACUGCAAUGUAUUGACGCUGGAAAUACGCCUCUCAAGCGAGCCAACAUUUUGGGAGAUGUAACAAACACUUCAAUUUUAGGCGAACAACUCAAAAGCAGUCACUUGAAAUACGCAAUGUCUUCCUCUGCAAUAGCUGACCCAAAUCUGCGGCUCAUGAACCGCUACUACUAUGGAGAUCCAAAUGUGAUAGAGGAGGUCAAGAAACGGGAGCGGAAAAUUGCGCGCGAUAUCCAGCAUUUUCGCAAAUCAAUAGCUGAAAUAGACACAGAGGCCAAGCAUUUACGUGAACGAGACUUACCAGAUUUAAGAUACGAAAUGUCCAAAAAAAACGCCGUGCUCAAUGAACUGCGAAAGGACCUUAUACAAGUUACAGCCGAUCUUGACGAAAAGGCCAAUGAUUACGAAAGCUUGAAGGCUAACGGUCAACUCGAGCUCCAACACGCGCAGCUUAAGCACCAGGUCGCGUUGCAAGAAGUUCAAAAUGAGCUGGACCAUAAGAUCAGCACGUUCAAAGCUGAGUGGGAAAACAAACUGCGAGAAAUGGAGAACUACACACCCGACCCUGAGAUUUUGGCCGAAAUAGAAGGUUUGCGGCGCCAGAAACUCGAGCGAGAAAACCAAAUACGACAAUUGAAUCUAGGUAAUGAGCAGGCUUGCCAAAGGAAAAAAGAAGAACUGGCUGCUGAACUAGAGCAGCAGUUGGUGCGAAAGCAGGAUACAUUGAACGAAUUACGGACAAAAAACGAGUCUGCUGAGCACGACAAAGCUGUUCUUGAAAAUGAGGUAAAGUCAGUCACAUCACAGUUUGCCCAAUACGAAGAUCGCUGCACUCAAUUAAUGCACCAGAUUUCGGAGAUUAACUCUCUUGUCACAGAUUGUCUCGAAGAUCGCUCUCAAAGUGUAAAUGCGACAAAAAACGCAGAAGCGAUAUACCUGGAAUCCAAAGCCGCCACGGAAAGUGUUCAAAUAGAGGCGCUCGAGGUGGAAGCGCGAUAUAAUCGGGAAUAUGACAACAUGGAGAAGGAACAGAAAAGAAGAAGAGUCAUGGAGAAUAGUAUUGAUGAACUCAGAGGCAGAAUACGAUGCUUUGCGUUCGUUGGAGACGAGGGUUCAGAAGAAUCAACCAUAGAUUAUUCUUGCAAGACUGUGUCUGUGAAAAGAUCCGAGCCCUGUUUGUUUAAUCGGAUAGUACCGCGAAAGCUAGUGUCCGAAAAAGAAUUGAUAAGUCAAGAGUGCGAGCCAUUUUUUCGAAUGUGCAUGGACAAACAAUUGAAUUUCAAUGUAAUGUCUUCACCCACCGGAAAGCAAUUGUUGCUUAGAGAGACACUUUUGGAAUACCUCAUUGAAAGUGGUAACAAAAAAUUGAUAACACAGUACGUCUCUCUUGGGGAAGGAGCAGAAUCUCGCGACUUGUUUUUACAAGCAGACAAAAACGAGCAUGCUGACAUUCAGCUUACUAUUAAAAAAGACACCAUUGAAAUGAACUCAACUAUUCUCGAAAUGCGGUCUACACAGGAUAUAAAGAACAAUUUGGCCCGCCUAGAGGCAGAAGUCGGCUCAGAGAAUAUUGGAAUUCUAAAGGCCGAGAUUUGGGAAGAGCAUACCAAGUGUUGUGAUGCGUACUAUCUGGAAAUCAACAAUCUCACGAUAGUGGAUACUCUACGCAAUGUUCGUGACAAUCAUACCGUUGCAAAGUCACCCAUAGCCAUAAUAUUACAAACGCUUCUUUCAAGGACCAAGUCCCUGUUCCUGUUCAAUCUUUUCGAUGAGCAUACAGCGGAUCCAAGUACCAUAUUGGACUCUGUUAGGUACAUAAGCCAAUUUGAGGUGCCGCGAACUCAUCUUGAAGGGGGUAAACUGUAA